AUGCCCCGCGUCGCUGGCACGGGGCACAGGGCACAGGGCACGGGGCACUCGGGGGCGGGCGGGGCGGCGGCGAGAGGGCCAAGGGGGGCGAGAGGCGGCGACAUUAAGAGGGAACGAAGACCAGCAAUAAUGCAAGAGGCGCUCGAGCGCCUCUCGGACCGGCUUGCCUGCGGCGGGAGGCGGCGCAAGAGUCGGGGCGACGAGGACUGUUGCCGCAGCCCGACGCGGACGCAGCGAGGGAAGGCGCCACAGUCAGGGAAUACAGAUAACCUUCUAUGUCAGGGAGUGACACGCAGGUUGAACAACCUGCCUGCCUGUGAGCACGAGAACGUGACACCGUCAACACAACUGCAAGACAUAAAUAAUAAUGUGCAGGCGCCCUCAGCACAACCCCCCGCCCCCCCAGCUCGGGCCAACGGGGCUUCUGGUGCACAGAAAAAAUACGCUCGUACUCCCUCACGCAGACGUACUCUGGCUCCCCCGGUUCGGACGACGGCCAACGCAUGCGGGCGCUGGAAUCCCGCCUCAGCACCUUCGGCCGAGGACACAGACGCGGGAGGACCAAGACAACGCCCUUGCUCCUGCGGCAGACACGCGGACGUCACAGCAGGUGAAAGCGCUGAGGCACGACGCCGCUCAAGAGUACCGCUAGCCCUGGUGCCCCCGAACUGCUGCUGGGGGAAUUACCUUUACAAGGCACCUGCACCCCUGGCCCGCCGCCGCUCCAGCGAAAGCCGCCCACGGCGUCGAGAGGCCUCCAGGCGGCGCGCGCUCCGUGGGGCCAGGGAGGUUGCGGCGGGCGCGCGGAUACGGCCGACACUGCGGCCAACAUGCACAGAGCCAAGCACCACGAGGGGGGGAGGGGGUCCAGCCAGCGUCCAGGCCAGCGCCGCCGCCUCGGCGUCCAGCUGGCGAGGGCGCUGGCCUGGACGUCCCGAGGCCUCGCCGCGCCCGGCCGCUCCCGAGCGCCGCUCGUUCCGAGACUCAGUGGCCCACCAUGCAGCCAGGUCGGCCGCCCAUUCCCGCCCACGCCCUCAAACGUGCAGCGGGGGUCACGAGGGGUGA
Molecule: messenger RNA, 1065 nt
Organism: Penaeus chinensis
Lineage: Eukaryota; Metazoa; Arthropoda; Malacostraca; Decapoda; Penaeidae
Product: serine/arginine repetitive matrix protein 1-like
Exons: 6
Coding region: 1-1065 (354 amino acids)
Source: RefSeq, a predicted model, not a curated record